This is a messenger RNA of Cucumis melo (muskmelon), 702 nucleotides long. Its product is annotated as protein BUNDLE SHEATH DEFECTIVE 2, chloroplastic-like. Gene Ontology annotation, cellular component: protein folding chaperone complex; chloroplast stroma. Bases 119 to 532 code for a protein of 137 amino acids. Gene Ontology annotation, molecular function: protein folding chaperone. The record is from RefSeq and is a predicted model, not a curated record. NCBI's taxonomy places the organism in Eukaryota, Viridiplantae, Streptophyta, Magnoliopsida, Cucurbitales, Cucurbitaceae. The transcript has 5 exons.
GCUUCAUUUCCCACCAACUAAAAUCACACACCGCAGAAGCAGAGCGUUAAGCUCAUCAGAAAAACUUCUGAAUUUCACUCAUCAAUAACAAAUUCAAAUUCCCAAAACCCCCAUUUAAAUGGCUUUUUCUAUAUGUUCUUCCACACCCAUUUGCUCCUUUAAUCACUCCAGCAAUCCCAAACCCGGGGUUCUUGUUGGAAAUUCAGUGCCUCAGAAGGCUUUUAGGAUGAAUGAGGCGGUUCAAAGAACAAACCCCAUUAGGCAUUUGUCUUUUGAAGCCAAGGCUUCAGAUGGUGCGGAUAGUAAACAAACGACAAAAUACAAAAGCAUAGUUUGCACUGAUUGCGAUGGAAAUGGUGCUGUCCUAUGUUCUCAGUGCAAAGGAACAGGAGUUAAUUCAGUGGAUCACUUCAAUGGACAGUUUAAAGCUGGUGGCUUAUGCUGGUUGUGCAGAGGCAAAAGGGAUGUCCUUUGUGGGGGCUGUAAUGGAGCUGGUUUUGUGGGUGGAUUUAUGAGUACAGCUGACAGUUAGUAGUUUGUAUUGCGAAGUAUGAGUUUUCUUUCACCAAGUCAAUUUAUGGGUUGUGUGAGAUGGAAAGACAUACUAGUUUCAGUAAUUUUGUAUAAUGGUUCAUAUAAUUCCCAAGCUUGUAAUUGAAAUUAUGAAUGUUUUUUCUGCUAUUCACCAUUUGUUUUGUUGCA